GAAUGCAGAGUUGCAGAGAUCAUCACCUUCAGUGAAAAGCAGUCUGUCUUUUCAAAAUAAAGAAUCAUGGAAAGUGUAUAUGUCAUCUCUCUUGCAAAGUCCAGAGAUUGUGUAUACUAAACCCCCUGCAUCAUUAAAAGCUCACGAAUAUGAGGCUACAGGAACCUGAAACUAGAGCCAAGGCAGGGACAACUCCAGCAGAAGCCUCUGUGCAGCCUUGCACAUCACAUCGUCUACAUAUAGAAGAACUUACGGAAACUGGAGAAUCAAUGGAAAACUUAAUCCCUCUGGAAGGAGCACAAGGAAGUACAAAAAUUUCAGUUUCUGAUUUUAAAGGACAGCCCACAGAAGUCAACCAAGACAGUAUUGGACAGCCGGAGACUUCACUUGCAUCUUCCCAGGGAUUCAUUGUAAGCUGUGAAUCGUCAAAUAGUAGUCAGGAGCCUCCUAAUGAUAGUACAGUUAGUAUAGUAAGUCCUGCUCAGACUACUACAGUUACUUCCUCUAUGGUUAGGGAAGUACAAUUCAACUUGAAUGCUCCAAUUCAGGUGGAUAAACUAACAAAUUUCCGAAAGUAUUCUGAAAGUCCAUCAUUGGCUGGCCCAUUAACGUCAGCUUCAUGUACAAGUGAAAGCUCAAGCAUUCCAGCACCAAUCAGUCAAUCUCUGAUUUCUCAACAAUUGGCUUUUAAAGGUCCAGACCUAUGCAGCACUCCUAAAUCAGAUAAUUCAAGUAAACAGAUGGAAAAUAAGUCUUUGCCAUCUGGUGAUUCUUUGGCUUUGAAUAUGCCAAGCACAGUUUAUUCAGGAUAUAGCACAAUAAACACUGCUUUUUCUCCUGUAUUUAGUAAUGAACCAGACAAUGUCUUUGGAGGCAAGAGUCCUGGAUUCCUUGACAUGCCUGGGCAGUCACAGGAAAGUGAAUCAGAUAAAGGAACAUCUGGCAUUGGUUUCUCCUUGUUUGGUGAUUCGGCAUCCCAGGAAGAAGAGAAUAGCAAUUUCUUCUCAUUUGACUUUGGUGGAAGCUCCACACACACUGAAGAUAGAGGCAGCACCUCAAGGGGAGUCUUCUCACUAUUUGGUUCAGACUCUGCAGAUAACAGUGAAGAUUCUAGCUCAGGAGCUAAUUUCCGACUAUUCUAAUGUAAUAAGGAAUGUUAUGACUUAUUCUAUUACACUAAGGGAAAUGGUGAUUUAUCAGUGGUUUUGAAAAUUAAAUGGUGAUAUUGGUUCUACCAUAUUUUAUUGAAAUAUUUUGUGGUAAAAUUAUAUGGACAUUUCAAGAAUGUUAGAUAGUACAUAACUUGAUGAUUAAAUGUGCUGUUUUCUGUUUUAGAAUUGGUUUCAUUUUAUCAUUUGGAAAUAUCGUAUUAUGAAAGACAACAUAUCUAGUUUGGCUGUAAAAUACCUGAAGGCAUUUUUGUAAGGCAUAUAUGCCAGUAUUUUCAAGUGUAAAAUUAAAGUUAGCUAGUACCUUAUGUUGUUAAUCCCAGUUCGUAAUUUUUUUUAUUUUGUUUAUUAUUAGGAUGUAAGUUUCAUGCCUUUAGUUUAGAAACUCGGAACCUAGCAAAAGAAUAUGUACAGAAAUGAUAUCUGAGCAUGGAAUAUAAGAUGAGUGUAUUUAUGUUCUUUAAAAUUUAAAUUUCUGAAAGAGGUAUACUUUAUGGUGAUCAAACCAAUAAUGUACACCAUAUACAGUACAUAGAUGAUAGAGUAGUAAUCAGUCAAGAUUAACAUCCCAAUAAGAACAAAAUACUAACAGCAGAAUUUAGUUUAUACCUGUUUUGAGAUAUGUAUAUGUAAAUAACUGCACAUAUUCAAGACUGAGGAGUUCCAUUUUAAGAGACAUAAAUAAGGUUUUGUUCUCUCAUGUCUCCUUUUUAUUGUACCCUUGUGAAGUAAGGAAAUACAAUAAACAAAUAUAACAUAAAUUCUUGAAAAAGGCUGGUGCUGUAAUUUUUUUCAUCAGUUGUCUUGAUAGCUUUCCAUUUUGUGCUUUCUCUACUGAAAUCUUGCUUAGCUGUUAGCUUUAGUAAAAUAUACAUUAUCAUUUGUUUCAGUUGACUUAAGGAAGGGAAUAAGAGAAUAUAAGGAAACCACUUGAGUUGCAGUGACAAUACUGGUAUUAAAUUCCUUAAACUUAAGGAGGAAGUCUACCAUUUAAUUGGGCUUGAGAAUCAGUUGAAAUGUUCUUUUAGUACAAGCUUUUGUGUGUAGUUCUGAAUAGCAUGUAUUCUUUAUUUUUGAAGAUCCUCCAGCCAGUCUUAUUAUUUCUCUACAUUGCAUUUUUAGACUCAGCAUCAGAUUUAUAUUGCUUUAUUGUAGUAUUAUGUGAAGUAAAGGAUUACAAAGUA
Macrobrachium nipponense is the source of this 2353-nucleotide messenger RNA. RefSeq lists its product as uncharacterized. The record is from RefSeq and is a predicted model, not a curated record. NCBI's taxonomy places the organism in Eukaryota, Metazoa, Arthropoda, Malacostraca, Decapoda, Palaemonidae. Bases 150 to 1142 code for a protein of 330 amino acids. The transcript is spliced from 6 exons.